GAUGCCUACCGAUGGCAUGAGUUAUCGAUAAUUUCGACGCUGCAGCGACGCAGCAGAGCAAACUCGUUUCGCCUUUCGUUUCACAAAUUUUUAUAUAACUUUCGGAGCGACAGGGCCGACACAUAAACAAAAAAAAAAUUUUACUGUGUACAAGUUUGGAUACCCUCAUCCCACACCUGCGUCGCAUCCUGCAAUUCCAAAAUUUUUGUUUUCUAGAUCAAGGUUUUCCAGGCAGAGUAAACAAACAACAAGAACAACAGCUGACACAACAACGAACAACCUGUGCGCGUCUGAUUAAUUUUCCUGGUUAGAUAUUUUCAAUUAGCAGUCGGUAGCAUCAUGUCGAUCAGGAGAGCCAUGUCCACAACGUCCUCCAAAGAGUGGCGGGAUUACUUUAUGAGUACCCACUUCUGGGGACCGGUGGCCAACUGGGGUAUUCCGGUAGCUGCUCUUGCCGACACACAAAAGAGUCCCAAGUUUAUCUCCGGCAAAAUGACACUGGCUCUGACCCUCUACUCGUGCAUCUUCAUGCGAUUCGCCUACAAGGUCCAGCCCCGUAACUGGCUGCUCUUCGCCUGCCAUGCCACCAAUGCCACCGCCCAAUCGAUCCAGGGUCUGCGCUUCCUGCACUACAAUUACGGGUCAAAGGAGCAGCAGGCGUAAUUGAACCGCUGCUUUGAAUCCCAUUCCCCCGAGAGCGACGCGUGAGGCCACUUCAAAUGUUUACCCAACAGCAGCAGCUACCGCAAUUUACUGUCAUCACACGCAACAAACCUCUAGCAAAUUGCACUGCCCCCCAAUUCAAAACCAAGUGGUAAAGUAAUUGCCGUGAAUAACACCCGCACAAUUGGCUGAAUCUCGAAUCGCGAAGUUGUGGUCGCACUGUCGUCGUUUGUUGUGGGGUCAUAUCCAAAUUCCAAUUGUCUAUCCCAAACUUUUUUAGUUAAUUCCGUUUGGCAGUUGAUCAAAAUUUUAAGUCGGUGCAAUCCUUAGUUUACGAUCAUAUAGUAUGUUUACAAGAAUAUGAUUUAAAGUUAAAUAAAAACAAAAAAUCGAAUUUUGUAUGUAAUCUGUGACCCCGUAAUGGUUGUAAUAAAAAUUGUACAUUGAAUUCUUUCGGAAA
Drosophila rhopaloa is the source of this 1123-nucleotide messenger RNA. RefSeq names its product mitochondrial pyruvate carrier 1 (gene Mpc1). The record is from RefSeq and is a predicted model, not a curated record. Gene Ontology annotation, biological process: pyruvate import into mitochondria. The transcript is spliced from 4 exons. Lineage: Eukaryota; Metazoa; Arthropoda; Insecta; Diptera; Drosophilidae. The coding region runs from base 340 to 663 and encodes 107 amino acids. Gene Ontology annotation, cellular component: mitochondrial inner membrane.